Molecule: messenger RNA, 3849 nt
Organism: Seriola aureovittata
Lineage: Eukaryota; Metazoa; Chordata; Actinopteri; Carangiformes; Carangidae
Product: E3 ubiquitin/ISG15 ligase TRIM25-like
Exons: 9
Coding region: 823-2256 (477 amino acids)
Molecular function (GO): zinc ion binding
Source: RefSeq, a predicted model, not a curated record
UUUCUACAAGCCAGAUACAUUUUUAUAGUUCACGAACCGUUUAUGGAAGCGCCUUUCUAGAUAGUUUGCCGCCUUAUCAGUCAAAUAACAGGCACGGUUGAGCUAAUCUCUAUAGGGUCACUAAAUGUCUUAGCCAGACAUGCUGCAGGCUUUUUUAUUUUCAUAUGCUCUAGUAACAUUUACCGUAAUACACGUACCUGUACUUAUACCUCCUUUUCUCACUUAAUAUUUACAUUUUAGGUGAAUGUACGUCAUAGAAAUUGAUGCUAAAUUGGCGUAGCAUUUCCUGUUAGCCCUGUAACCACGGAAACAUAGACAACGUCUGAAUGUCAUGAUGAUGAGAUUUCAGUGCGGACGUUUACAACGUUUAAAUACGAUGUACGUCAGAAAGUUGGAAAGAGUGAAUAGGUAAAUACGUUUUACUUUACUUUAUUGCUGACUAAUAACUUGGAGACAAAGGGGUGCGAUUUUAGAGUAAAGUUUGCAACUCGGUAAGGUGUUUAUGUUUAAAUAUGUCAACCGGUUUAACAUCACGGUGAGGCAGAGAAGAAAAAUAAAUUCUGUAUUUUAUAUAUUUGUGUUUGCAUUUAUCAUAUAGGAAUUACAUGCACAAAUAGCAGGACACUUAUUGAAUCCUUAUUAAUGUGAAAAACUACACCUGUGUUUGAAUAGUCUAAAUUAUCAGCCAAAAUAACUGUAAACAGGAAGUACAAACGUAAACUCAGCGGUGCUUUCACUUUUAGCGAUGUGUUUACGGACGACAGAAGACAAACAACACUGAGGCCUUGACUUACCUUUAACUUUGAAGAACAGGGAUCAAGAAUGGAAGAUACAGAGAAAACCCAACUCGAGGAAAUGUUAAUGUGCACAGUGUGCCACGACAUCUUCAAGGAUCCUCGGCAGCUGCCCUGUGGUCACAGCAUGUGUAUGGGCUGUCUGGAAAACUUGAUGGAUCACUCCUCAGACCUUCCCUUCCGCUGCCCCGACUGUAGGUCUUUUUUUGGACAGAUUGUCGAGGUACAGAAGAGCUACGCGCUGGCUAACAUCGCAGAAAACUUCAGGGAGAACAGGAGGAGGAGGGAGGAGCAGACAAAAGUUGUGUACUGCGACUGCUGCCCAGAGAAAAAAACCUUGGCUAUAAAAACGUGUCUGAAGUGUGAGGUGUCUAUGUGCAAAGAGCAUGUCAAGGACCACCAGGAGCUUCCAGUGUUCACGGGACACCCCGUGGUCAGGCCUCUGGGUGACCUCCAGGCGAGGAAAUGCCCACAGCACGAGGAUGAGGUGCUGAGGUACUACUGCAACACGUCCAGGCGCUACAUUUGCAACAUGUGCGCCCUGGAGAGAAAGCAGCACAACCUCGCCAGUGAGGCCUCCACUGUCCUGCGGAGACAGCUGACUGAGUACAUGGACCAGCGCUUCACGGUGCUCAAGGAGCAAAUCACAGAAUCCACUGACUCUGUAAGAAAACUGAAAGAUGACAUCCAACGUGAGAAACUUAAAGUGAACCCUGCUGACUCGUGCCUCAACAGCGUCACAGUGGUGCUGCUCUGUAUGUGGUUCAUCGUUCUGUAUUAUGCCUAUAACUACUCUGUGGAAAAUCAGACACUAAGAGAAUCACUGGACAAGCAGCAGAACCGUGUGCAUCAUAUCUACUCCACCAUUGCAGAACUCUUGGUUGAGCAUCCAUUGAAGAGCUACACACCUCCAGAAACAGAAGAUAAAGGAUUUCUCAUGCUGGACGUGGACACUGUCAGUCCUUUCCUGGGAGUCUCUGCUGACUUCCAAACAGUGGAGAGAGUGAAAGGCAAGCUGGGUUAUCCCAACAGUUUCAAUCGCUUUGAUGAAGCUCCGCAGAUCCUCUCAGCCCGGUGCUUCUCCUCUGGGACCCACAUCUGGGAGGUGCAGGCUGAGGGGUACUGGGACAUCGCUGUGUCUUACAAGAGCAUCGAACGCAAAAGCAAGUACAACAGUGCCUUUGGAAACAAUCGAGAGUCCUGGAGCCUAACACACAACGGCAAAGGCAAGCUGUCUGCUUACCAUAAUGGUGGGAAAACAGUUCUCCCUGUAACCCUGCAGAGCAGCCGAAUAGCAGUGAUGGUUAAUUUUGAGAAAGGCAACAUCACAUUCAGCGCUGUGGAGUCCACCAUCACCAAGCUGCAUGAGUUCAAGGCUAAACUGACUCAGCCAGUGUGUCUGGGUUUGGGGCUUUACCGUGUUGAUCCACUCAGCAGAGCCUCUAUUGUCAAAGCUUUCUGAAUCUCUGGAUUCACAAUUCAGCUGCAACUGCAUCCAGACUGCCUUAGGUCCAGUGGCUUUCUCUGAAAGCAGAGGAAUCUAAGAGAAAAGACCAAACGAAGUCAAAGCUAUAAGCUGAGCUGCCUCAGGUAUAUUUUUGUAUUGGAGAUUCUUUUAUGGUUUGUACACUCCCCUCCAAAAGUAUUGGAGCAGUGAGGCCAAUUCCUUUAUUUUUGCUGUAGACUGAAAACAUUUGGGUUUGACAUCAAAAGAUGAAUAUGAGACAAGAGAUCAACAUUUCAGCUUUUAUUUCCAGGUAUUUACAUCUGGAUCUGAUACACAACUUAGAAGAUAGCAUUAUUUGUAACGGAACACCAAAUUCUUAGGUGAGCAAGAGUAUUGGAACAGAUAGACUUAAAAUAGAUUAAAGUGUGUAAGACUUAAUAUGUAGUUGCAAAUCCUUUGCGUGCAAUAACUGCAUCAGGCCUGUGACCCGUUGACAUCACCAAACUUUUGUAUUCUUCUUCUGUGAUGCUUUUCCAGGCUUUCACCGCAGCCUCUUUCAGUUGUUGUUUGUUUUGGGGGGUUACUCCCUUCAGUCUCCUCUUUAGCAGGUAAAAUGCGCUAUAGGGUUUGAGUCUGGAGAUUGACUUGGCCAAUCGAAAACCUUCCACUUCUUGCCCCUGAUGAACUCCUUUGUUGUUUUUGCAGUGUGUUUUGAGUGCAUGAUGAAGGAUCUCCCAAUCAGUUUGGUUGCAUCUUUCUUUAAAUUGGCAGACAAAAUGUUUCUGUAGACUUCUGAGUUCAUUUUGCUGCUGCCAUCAUGUGUUACAUCAUCACUGAAGCUUAAUGAGCCAGUUCCAGAAGAAGCCAUGCAAGCCCAAGCCAUGACAGUACCUUCACCGUGUUUCACAGACGAGCUUGUAUGUUUGGGAUCAUGAGCAGAUCCUUUCUUUCUCCAAACUUUAGCCUUUCCAUCACUUUGGUGAAGGUUAAUUUUUGUCUCAUCAGCCCAUAAAACUUUGUCCCACAAUUUCUGAGGCUCGUCUCUGUACUUUUUGGGAAAUUCCACCCUGGCCUUCCUAUUCUUCUUGCUAAUGAGUGGUUUGCAUCUUCUGGUGUAGCCUCUGUUCUUUUGUUCAUGAAGUCUUCUGCGAACAGUAGAUUCUGAUACCUUCACUCCUGCCCUCUGGAGGUUGUUGCUGAUGUCACCAACAGUUGUUUUAGGGUCUUUCUUUACAGCUCUCACAAUGUUUCUGUCGUCAACUGCUGUUUUCCUUGGUCUACCCGUUCGACGUCUAUUACUUAGUACACCAGUGGUUUAUUUUUUCUUCAGGACAUUCCAAAUGGUUGUACUGGCUAUGGCUAUGGUUUGUUCAAUGGCUCUGAUUGAUUUUCCAUCUUCUCUCAGCUUCACCCAUAGACAGCUCUCUGGUUUUCAUGUUGGUUACAGCUCUAACUAUAAAUGCAAUCUGCACAGGCAAAACCCAAUUCUGAAACUUAGCGUAGACAUUCAGCGCUAUUUAUUUUUUGAAUAAUCAGUGUCAGUCACUUGUUCCUAUACUUUUUCUCACUUGAAAAAUGGGUGUGUUCAAACAAAAGGUGCUAUCUUCU